Onthophagus taurus is the source of this 1595-nucleotide messenger RNA. NCBI's taxonomy places the organism in Eukaryota, Metazoa, Arthropoda, Insecta, Coleoptera, Scarabaeidae. The record is from RefSeq and is a predicted model, not a curated record.
UUGACAGUUAUGAUACUAUGUUUUAGUUUUAGUACAGUUUUGAUAAAAUUUUUUAAGUAAAUUGCAGGUUUAUAACCAUGUCGAGCACUUUCAGUGAAAAAGAAUUCGAAGAAUUCUUUCAAUUAGCAAAACAAGAUGUAUCAUCUAAUUUAAAGGAUGCAAAGCAUGAAGAAGCAAACCCUACUUGUAGCAAAAUCGAUUCAGAUGAGUUCAAUAAACUUAUUAGAAAUGAAUUACUCCAAUCAAAUGAUAGACCAACAUCUACUGAUGAUGUUAAUAAGAAUAAACUAAAACAAGAUAGGUUCACUGAUUCUUUUGAAGCUCUAAUUACUCAAAAAAAAUGUAAUGCUCAAUGUGCUAAUUUCAACGAAUUUAUUAAGCUAAUUCAAUCUGAGUUAAUAGAAGUAAAAGAAAAGAACAUAAAUGUUCGUUCUAAUUUAAAGCAAAUUAAAGAAUUCUUUGAAUCUCUCACUGAUUCAUCAAAAAAUGAUUCUAAAGAUUUAUCUGUAGGUAAAAGCGAUUCAUCAAAAAUUCGUUCGUCCAGUUCCGUUUUGGAUGAAUUUGAGGAGUUUCUUGAGUCUCUAAAUAAUGCUGAUUCUAUAAAAAAAGAUAAUAACUGUAAAGAUGUACCUGGUGGAACCGAAAAAAAGUCUAAUUUAAAUGAAAUUGAGGUGGAUUUGAAGAAUAUAAAUGAUUCCUUAAAAGGAGAUGAUACCAAAAAAGAUUUAUCUCCACAAAAAAAAGAUGGUGAAAAAAUAGAGUUAUCUCAAGUAAACAAAAAUGAUGUAAAUGAUUACUUUGUGCUUGAAAUUAAUUCAUCCAUAGAUGAUGAGAAUAAUCCUAUUUUAAAUGAUUUCGACGAGUUUAUUGAAUGUUUGAAUGAAAGUGAUUCCCAAAAAGGAGAUGAUAAUCACCCUAAAGAUUUAUCUGAAGUAAAAGAACAAGAUAUAAAUGCAUGUGAAUCUUUUGAUCAUUUUGAAGCACUUUUUGAAUUAUUCCUUGAAAUUGAUCCCCCAAAAAAUGAUAAUAAUCCAAAAGAUUCAUCUCCAGAAAAAGAUAUAAACGAUUUUUUAGUGUUAAAAGAAGACUCGUUAAAAAUAAAUGAUGAGAAUAACCCCAUUUUAAAUCAAUUUGAAGAGCUUGUUAAGUCCCUAAAUAAAAGCGAUUCUUCAAAUAACAAGAACGAUCAAUCUCAAGAUUUAAAUGAAUUUUUUGUGCUUGAAUCAGAUUCGGAAAAAAUUAAUGAUGAGAAUUACUUCAUUUUAAACCAAUUUGACGCGUUUCUUGAGACUCUCGUUGAAACUGACGCUUUAAAAAACGAUAAUGAUAACACCAAUGAUCAAUUAAAAGAUAUUUCAAACUCAAAUGAAACGCGUGGAGAGAUUAAUGGAUUAUUAAAUUUAUUUGUAAAUGAUAAUAUUUCUUCGUCGUUUUAUUCAAAUAAUAGUGAAGAAAUAAUCGAUGAUGUCGAGUUUAAUUCUUUACUAAAUAAUACAACAACAAACGUUGAAAAGAUUAAUAAUGACAAAGAACUCAAAGAAGAAAUUCAUGAAAGAGCAAUAAAGAAAGUUGUGAGAAAAAACCUAAAAAAAUAA